Messenger RNA from Scomber japonicus (chub mackerel), 4305 nucleotides. It is a transcript of the gene arid4a, whose product is annotated as AT rich interactive domain 4A (RBP1-like). The transcript has 25 exons. Gene Ontology annotation, biological process: regulation of transcription by RNA polymerase II. The record is from RefSeq and is a predicted model, not a curated record. Bases 107 to 4264 code for a protein of 1385 amino acids. Lineage: Eukaryota; Metazoa; Chordata; Actinopteri; Scombriformes; Scombridae. Gene Ontology annotation, molecular function: transcription cis-regulatory region binding. Gene Ontology annotation, cellular component: nucleus.
AACAGCUUGUUGUUCGUGAAUCGGUGAGCAGCGCGAGGAGGACGCGGCCCCGGCGGAGAUUGAUCCCAAAAUCUGUCGAGCUGGACUCCCUCAAAUAACCAGAAAGAUGAAGGCAGCAGACGAGCCUGCCUACCUGUCAGUAGGGACGGAUGUCAGUGCGAAGUACAGAGGAGCGUUCUGCGAGGCCAAAAUAAAGACGGUUAAACGGAUGGUGAAAGUCAAGGUGAAUCUGAAAGGUGAAAGUACGUCUCAGGUGGUUCAAGAUGACCAAGUCAAAGGACCUCUGAGGGUCGGCUCCACUGUGGAAGUGAAGACUAACGAAGGUUUAUCCAGCGAGGCCGUCAUCAGUAAACUAACAGACGCAAGUCUCUAUACUGUUGUGUUUGAUGACGGAGACGAGAAGACGCUGCGUCGUACGUCUUUGUGUCUGAAGGGCGAGCGACACUUUGCAGAGAGCGAGACUUUGGACCAGCUGCCGCUGACCAACCCCGAACACUUCGGCACACCGGUCAUCGGCAAGAAGUCGAACCGCGGCGGCCGGCGUUCGGCUCAGGCUGUCGCUGACGAGGAGAACGAGUCUUCGUCCAGCGAGGAUGAGGAGGAGGAUCGGAGGAGACUCAACGACGAGCUGCUGGGGAAAGUCUGCAGCAUCGAGAGCGACGAGGAGCCACACAACUGGUUCCUGGCUCUGGUUGUGUCUCCCAGCUGUAAUGAUGAGCUGGUGGUGAAGAAGGAUCAGUGUCUAGUCAGAUCUUUCGGAGACUCCAAGUUUCACACGGUGGCGAGGAGACACGUUCACAUCGUCAACAACAUCAGCCUCAACAAGUCUGAGUUCACCCACAGGAGAGGUUUUGAAGCGGCCCGGGUCUUCCUGAGGUCUAAAGAUGUCCCCGAGGUCUGGAUGAUGGACAUGAGUCAGAUUCUGGACUCGUCCUCCAGCGAUGAUGAUGACGACGAAGAGGAGAAGGAGAGCGAGGAGGAAGAGGAUGAAGACGAGAAGAAGAAGAAGAAGCACAUAAAGGAGGAGCCGGAGGAAGAGCAGGACCCUGAGGAGAGAGACCACUUCCUGCAGCAGCUCUACAAGUUCAUGGAGGACCGAGGGACCCCCAUCAACAAGCCUCCUGUUCUGGGCUACAAAGAUCUGAACCUGUUCAAGCUCUUCAGACUCGUUUAUCAGCAGGGAGGCUGCCGCAAGAUCGAGAGCGGGACGGUGUGGAAGCAGAUCUACAUGGACCUGGGGAUCCCCGUCCUGAACUCUGCUGCGUCCUACAACGUCAAGACGGCCUACAGGAAGUACCUGUACGGUUUCGAGGAGUACUGCCGCUCCGCCUCCAUCACCUUCAGGACCAUCCACCACAACAACCCCCGCCCCCCCUCCACACCAGCCAAUCAGAAGACAGCGGAGCCUAAAGGGCCCCCGUCGCCGCCGGUGAAGGCGGAGCCCGACGACGACGACAAGGCGGAGGAGGCGGAGUCAGAGAGCGAGAGCGAGAAGGAGGAGGUGAAGGAGGCGCAGUCGUCCCCGAGGGGGAGGAGGAGGUGUGUGAGACCGGAGAGAGAGCCUCCCUCCAGACCAGAGAAGAGAGGAGGAGGAGGAGGAGGAGGAGAGAACAGCGAGGAGCAGAGGGAGGUGAGGAGACGCAGCAACAGACGGAUGGACGACUCGGAGAGAGGCUCUGAGGAAGAGGAGGAGGAGGACGACGAUGAUGAAGAGGACGAGGAGAGUGAGCGAAGGAGAAUGGACAGGAGCGACGAUGAUGAGGACGCCGACUCUGUGGCGGGGACGAAGGUGAGGGUGAAAUACGGAAAAGGAAAAACUCAGAAGAUCUACGAAGCUCACAUCAAGAAGACGGACAACGAUAACGGAGAGCAGUUCUACCUGGUUCACUACUACGGCUGGAACGUCAGGUACGACGAGUGGGUGAAGGCCGACCGCAUCAUCUGGCCGGUGGAGAAAGGAACGAAGAAGAGGCAGAGGAAGAAGGUAAAGCAGAACAAAGACAAGGACGAACCGGACAAAGACGACGAGAAGGCGACGAUGGCACCGACGAAGCCUCCGGGAGCGAAGCGUGGCCGUCCUCAGAUCAGGACCCCCCCCACCAGCUCGGCCGGCCGCAGCGUCUCCAACACGCCGAGCAGCGAGGGACGGUCCAACGGCAAGAGCAGCAAGACGGAGACGCCGCCCAACAUGUCCAACGGAGACAAUACUCCUCGGAGGAGAACCAGGAGGACGUCCGGCAUGUACGACUCCGACCGGGCAUCAAACGAGGAUUCUGGGAACUCGUCAGAGGACAGCGAAUCAGAAGACCCGCCUGACAAAAAGCCGUCGCCAUGGCGAGGAAGGAGUGAAGCCCCGCCCACCCAGGAGGAGGAGGAGGUAGAGGAGGAAGAAGAAGAAGAAGAAGAAGACGAAGAGGAGGAGGAAGAGGAGGAGGAGAAAGAAGAAGAAGAGGAGGAGGAGGAGCAGCAGCAGAGUGAGGUCAUUAAUGUCCCGCCUCCUCCUAACAACAAUGCUGUCGCCCCGGCAACGACGGGUCAGCCUCCCGCCCCUCCUGCCCCACCGUGUCCCAGCAUCCCUCAGGAGACAGUUGACAAAGCCUUGAGCCAAUCGGAGAAGACGGAGGCUGAGCAGGGGGAGGAGCCUGUGGAGGAAGCCGCCAUGUUGCCUGUUCCCGUGGAGACAGAGGACAAGACGCUGCCGGUCCCAAAGAUGUCGCCGAUCCCGAAGACGCCGCCGGUCCCGAAGACGCCGCCGGUCCCGAAGACGCCGCCGGUCCCCAAGACGCCGCCGGUCCCCAAGACGCUGCCGGUCCUGAAGACGUCACCGGUACCGGAUAAACCACAGAAACAGGAAGUGCUCGCCAAGACGUCUCCCAGCAAGAUGCCUCCUCUUCCUCCUCUUCCUCCUCUUCCUCCUGUCCCUGAGAAGCCGCCGUCGUCGUCGCCGUCCACCGACGUCGCUGAGGACGACGACAGCAGGUCCACUCCUUUGUCCUCCCCUAGGGUCAAAGGUCGCCGGACUAUCCUGAGCGAGGCGGGCUCUGAAACUCCUCCCAGAAUCCCCCUCUGCAUCCCCAGCCCCGCCCCCCCUGCCGCCAGCAGCCCCCCCCACCCGGCGGUGCUGUCGUCUCCUCCUCGCGGCGUCAUGAAGAGACAGGACGAGCCCAUGGUUCUCCUCCGCUGCCUCCCCCCGCCACGCCUCGCUGCCGACUCCGACACUGACUCCGCCUCCGAGGAGGAGGGGGGGGAGGAGGAGGAGGGGCCAGGGCUGACGGAGGAGCGAGGAGGCGCGCCGCUCAAACGGAAGGCAGUGGAGCAGCGAGCGUCGGAGAAGAAGCUCCGCCCAGACAGAAGGUCAGAGGAGGUAAAACCCGCCUCGCCUAAGAUGGCCGCCGGGUCGUCCCCCAAGCCCCUCCCCUCCCCGCUGCAGAGGAGCGACACACCCGCCAAGGCCGAGGAAACCACGAGGGAGGCGACAGAGGAGCGUCUGAAGGAGCCGGAGGUGCAUGCUGGGACGCUCCCCCGGCCUGUGGAGGCCCCGGGCCCCGCCCCUCAUGGCCCCAUGGACCCGGAGGCGCUGGUCUGCCACGAGGUCGACCUGGACGACCUGGACGAGAAGGAGAAGCCCACUGCCGCGGCUGCUGAACACCUCCUGCUGAUGAUGAGGGAUCAGCCUGCCCCCCACCUCCUCCUCGCCUCCCCCCACGCCCCCCUCCUCCCCCAGCCGCAGGUCAGACCCUUCCUCCCCGCCGCCCCCCCCUGCCCCGAGGAGCUCCGCCCCGCCAGGAGCACAGAGGAGGAGCGAGGAGGGGAGCCGGCGGGAGACGCAGACUCCAGCCCCGGGUUCGAUGGCAGCACCUCCUCCACCUCCACCUGCACCUCCUCCUGCACCUCCUCCUCCACCUCCCUGCUGGGCCUGCAGAAGAAGACAGACAGAGGUCAGAAGAGGGUGAUGGACUGUAACUUGAGUCCGUCGGCGAAGAAACCGAAACGCAACCAGAAACGACCAAAUACGCCCGGAAAGGUGGAGAAGAACGGAGCAGGGAUCUCCUUCCUGCAGGAGAAGCUUCAGGAGAUCAGGAAGUACUACCUGAGCCUGAAGUCUGAGGUGGCGUCCAUCGACCGCCGCAGGAAGAGACUAAAGAAGAAGGAGAGAGAAGUCUCUAACACCACAGCUUCGACCUCUUCGGGCUCCUCAGACACCGCUAUGAGUCCGUCCUCCGCGUCGCCUACUCAGAACUCAGUGGCUGUGGAGUGCAGGUGAUGACACGCCCACCUUGGCCCCGCCCACUCACACACCUGCCC